Messenger RNA from Cynoglossus semilaevis (tongue sole), 495 nucleotides. RefSeq names its product RNA polymerase II, I and III subunit K (gene polr2k). Gene Ontology annotation, molecular function: DNA binding; zinc ion binding. NCBI's taxonomy places the organism in Eukaryota, Metazoa, Chordata, Actinopteri, Pleuronectiformes, Cynoglossidae. Gene Ontology annotation, cellular component: RNA polymerase II, core complex; RNA polymerase III complex; RNA polymerase I complex. The transcript is spliced from 4 exons. Gene Ontology annotation, biological process: DNA-templated transcription. The record is from RefSeq and is a predicted model, not a curated record. Bases 131 to 307 code for a protein of 58 amino acids.
UAUAGAUUGAGUGAGCUCUGACCAAUCAUAUUUGAUUUUACUCGGAGGUGAUGGAAAUGUUGUACGCAUGCGUGCCGUUGUAGCGCAUGAGAUGAACAGAGGUAAACAGUUAAUGUAAAACGGAUCAGAAAUGGACGCCCAGAAAGAAUUGCAGCCCCCAAAACAGCAGCCUAUGAUCUACAUAUGUGGAGAGUGCCACACAGAAAAUGAAAUCAAGGCCCGAGAUCCUAUCCGAUGCAGAGAGUGUGGCUACAGGAUCAUGUACAAAAAGAGAACAAAGAGAUUGGUUGUUUUUGAUGCCAGAUGAAGACGACAAGAAGACGCUGUUUUGUUUGUCAAUGUUUUGUGCUUUUUUGUAGUGUACAUAAAUACGACAGUCAGACCUGAUCCUGGAUUACACUGUUGUAGUGAAAACUCAUCAUUUUCCAAUUCCAUACAUGUUUUUCUUCAGGUGACUGAUAAAAGUUUUUUGGUAUUAAAACAUGCUCUCACUGA